AUGCUUCGACACUCUUUGGCUCGUUCGGCCUUGCGGACGGGCAGUCGAGCUGCCCGUGCCUCGAGGGCAUUCGCGACGACACCCCAUCGCUCGGCUGAAGUGGAGUUGACGAUUGAUGGCAAGAAGGUCUCCAUCGAAGCUGGCUCCGCCCUCAUCCAGGCCUGUGAGAAGGCUGGCGUCACCGUCCCUCGGAAACUGAUGAUUGCGGGUAACUGCCGCAUGUGCCUGGUCGAGGUCGAGAGGGCUCCCAAGCCCGUUGCCUCGUGUGCAUGGCCUGUCCAGCCCGGCAUGGUGGUCAAGACUAACUCGGCCCUGACCCACAAGGCCCGCGAGGGCGUCAUGGAGUUCCUCCUCGCCAACCACCCCCUCGACUGCCCCAUCUGCGACCAGGGAGGCGAGUGUGACCUCCAGGACCAGUCGAUGCGUUACGGUGCCGACCGUGGACGUUUCCACGAGACCGGCGGCAAGCGUGCUGUCGAGGACAAAAACAUCGGUCCACUUAUCAAGACGUCGAUGAACCGGUGCAUUCACUGCACCCGCUGCGUGCGUUUCUCCAACGACAUCGCCGGCGCCCCCGAGCUGGGGACCACAGGCCGUGGAAAUGACAUGCAGAUUGGCACCUACCUCGAGCAGAACCUCGAUUCCGAGCUAUCGGGCAACGUCAUCGACCUGUGCCCCGUCGGCGCCCUGACGUCGAAGCCCUACGCCUUCCGCGCCCGUCCCUGGGAGCUCAAGCACUCCGAGUCGAUUGACGUGCUCGAUGGCCUGGGCUCCAACAUCCGCGUCGACUCUCGUGGCCUCGAGGUAAUGCGCAUCGUGCCCCGCCUCAACGACGACGUCAACGAAGAGUGGAUCAACGACAAGACACGCUUCGCUUGCGACGGUCUCAAGACCCAGCGUCUGACCAUGCCCCUCGUCCGCCGCGAGGGCAAGUUCGAGGCAGCCGACUGGGAGGAGGCCCUGUCCGAGGUGGCCCGCGCCUACGAAGUCAUCAAGCCCCAGGGCAACGAGUUCAAGGUCGUGGCCGGUGCCCUGACCGACGUCGAGUCGCUCGUCGUGGCCAAGGACAUGGCCAACAAGCUCGGCUCCGACAAUCUGGCCCUCGAUACCCCGACGGGUAGCCAGCCCAUCGCCCACGGCGUCGACGUCCGCUCCAACUACCUAUUCAACUCGCAGAUCCGCGGCAUCGAAGAAGCCGACGCCAUCCUGCUGGUGGGCACCAACCCCCGCCACGAGGCCGCGGUCCUCAACGCCCGCAUCCGCAAGCAGUGGCUCCGCUCCGACCUGGAGGUUGCCCUCGUCGGCGAGACGUUCAACUCCACCUUCGAGUUCGAGCACCUGGGCGUUGAUCAUGCCGCCCUCGAGCAGGCCCUGGCCGGACCCUUUGGCAAGAAGCUCCAAUCCGCCGAGCGGCCCAUGAUCAUUGUGGGCUCGGGCGUGACAGACCACGUCGACGCCAAGGCCUUCUACGAGACGGUGGGCGCCUUUGUGGAGAAGAACGCCGCCAAUUUCGCCACGGCCGAGUGGGACGGCUACAACAUCCUGCAACGUGAGGCCUCUCGCGCGGGAGCCUUUGAGGUCGGCUUCACCACUCCCUCGGCCGAGGUCGCCGAGACCAAGCCCAAGUUCGUCUGGCUCCUCGGCGCCGACGAGUUCAACGAGGCCGACAUCCCCAAGGACGCCUUCGUCGUCUACCAGGGCCACCACGGCGACCGCGGCGCCCAGCUUGCGGACGUCAUCCUCCCCGGCGCUGCCUACACCGAGAAAGCGGGUACCUAUAUCAACACCGAGGGUCGCGUGCAGAUGACGCGUGCCGCCACGUCUCUUCCCGGCGCAGCCCGCACCGACUGGAAGAUCCUCCGUGCCGCGGGAGAGUUCCUCGGCGCCCCGCUCCCCUACGACGAUGUGGCGGCCGUGAGGGACCGCAUGGUCGAGAUCAGCCCCGCCCUCGCGGCCUACGACGUCGUCGAGCCCGUCGCCCUUCGUGGCCUGUCUAAGGUCCAGCUCGUGGACCAGAACAAGGGAUCUAAGGCUACUGGCGAAGCCCUCAAGAACCCCAUUCAGAACUUUUACUUCACAGACGUCAUCUCCAGGAGCUCCCCCACAAUGGCCCGGUGCUCUGCCUCCAAGGCUACGGGCGACCCUCGGACAAACUUUAUGGCCCCUGGUAUCGAGGCUGAGAGACCCAUGGGCCAGGUUGAGUACGGUGCAUAG
Messenger RNA from Geosmithia morbida, 2214 nucleotides. Its product is annotated as NADH dehydrogenase (ubiquinone) Fe-S protein 1. The transcript has 5 exons. The record is from RefSeq and is a predicted model, not a curated record. NCBI's taxonomy places the organism in Eukaryota, Fungi, Ascomycota, Sordariomycetes, Hypocreales, Bionectriaceae. Gene Ontology annotation, cellular component: membrane. Gene Ontology annotation, molecular function: NADH dehydrogenase (ubiquinone) activity; iron-sulfur cluster binding. Bases 1 to 2214 code for a protein of 737 amino acids. Gene Ontology annotation, biological process: ATP synthesis coupled electron transport.